Molecule: messenger RNA, 1194 nt
Organism: Symbiodinium natans
Lineage: Eukaryota; Dinophyceae; Suessiales; Symbiodiniaceae
Source: the annotation of a GenBank genome assembly
AUGAUGAUGGCGCACAGGAGUGCCCGGAGUGCCCGGGGUGCACUUGGGCUGGGUGCUUCCGCACAGGUGAUGGGAGUGCUGAUGCUUCUGGCGCUCGCAGCAGGGCUGCCUUGCUCCAAGACUGGCGAAUGCGAAGCGCAGCAAGACCUGCUUGACCUCACCCAGACACAUGACGAGGCCAACAGCACUGCCGAUGGAUUGAGUGAGGCGAUCGCUGCAGACGCAGCAAAUCCCAAGGGGGCCUCCCUGGAUGCCCCGAAGAUUGUGGUCCUUUGCCUCUUUGCGGGUGGAAUGCUGUCCUGGAUUCUGGCCACCAUCAAAUGGGCAGUCGAUGGUUCGCUCCCUGCCAGGCUGGCGGUUUGGGGCCUGCUGCCUGAGGCCUUUGCGGCCGUCAGCGUGCGCUCGGCAGCGGCGCUGCUGAACCUGAAGAGUGGCUCCACGCCGGUUCUGGUGCUGAAAACCUGUGUCAGCGACAGCAACGUCGAGGAACUGGCCAAGGCCCUUCGUGAGCACGGCAAAAGGGCAGAGUUGCAGGCGCUGGAGCUGCCUUACAACCACCAGCUGAGUGAUGCAGGUGUCCGUCGACUAGUUGAAGCCGUGACCGAAGCAGAGGUGGUAUUGGAGGAGCUCGACCUCUCCUUCAAUGCGCAGCUAGGUGACGCAGCAGUGCGUGCUGUACAGCCUCUCUGCAUGCCACCCAGCCGGCUGUCAACAUUGAGGCUGGUGGACUGCUCUCUGGGCCGCGAGGCGCUGUCGCUGCUCGCAGAGCAGGCAUCCAGGCUUCGGCUGAACACGCUGCACCUCUCAGCCAACAACCUGACGGGCCUCGGCGAGGUGCUGGCGGAGGUCAUGGAGGCCCCCGUGCUGGAGGACCUGGCGCUGGUGCAUUGUGGUCUCUCGCUGGAGGACUUGACGAAUGUCGCGGAGCAGCUGCCGUAUACCUCCCUGAAGUCCAUCCAGCUUGCUAGCAACCAAAUCGAUGGGGCCGGCCUUAAGGUCCUGGCAGAGCAGCUGCCGAAGACACAGUUGGACGAGCUCGGCCUGGAGCAGAACUUGCUGAAGUCGGAGGACUUGAGCUGUCUUGGCACUGCGUGGGCAAAGCGUCCGUUCUCACGGCUGCGGCUUGGUGGGAAUUCUGUGGAGAAGGAGGAGGUGGCGAACUUCAUCAAGACCUUGCGCUUUCUUCAAGCGUGA